Prunus mume (Japanese apricot) is the source of this 1339-nucleotide messenger RNA. RefSeq names its product dihydroceramide fatty acyl 2-hydroxylase FAH1-like. Gene Ontology annotation, molecular function: fatty acid 2-hydroxylase activity; iron ion binding. Gene Ontology annotation, biological process: lipid biosynthetic process; fatty acid metabolic process. Gene Ontology annotation, cellular component: endoplasmic reticulum; membrane. Lineage: Eukaryota; Viridiplantae; Streptophyta; Magnoliopsida; Rosales; Rosaceae. The record is from RefSeq and is a predicted model, not a curated record.
CUUUAGGAAAAAAAAAAAGAACUUGAAAAGUUCCAGACUGGCCACCGUUAGAGACUUGGAAUCCAACGUGAGGAUCGCUGGCUUGAUUCUUUGAUGCCCAUACAAAAACCGACGGCCUAGAUCGUUCCGUCUCUUAAAUCUUUACCAGUUCGACUUGAUUUUUCCACAAACACGGAGAGAGAAAAAGAGACUCAAAUUCCCUCUGCCACUGCACCACUUGACCCUAAACGCUGAAACUUGUUCCAGUGGUGGUGUUGGUGGUUCGUGGCAAACGAAAGAGUCAGAGGAACUAGGGUAUUCGUAUUCUGUUGUUCUCUUCCAUUGGAUCCGACCCGCGCUUCUUAAGAGUGUUGUACAUGAGAAGAUGGUUGCGCAGGACUUCAAAGUUGAUUUGAAUAAAGCCCUCGUAUUCCAGGUUGGCCAUCUUGGAGAAGCAUACCAGGAGUGGGUUCACCAGCCGAUUGUUUGCAAGGAAGGCCCUCGAUUUUUUGAAAAUGAAUUUUGGGAGUUCUUGACCCGCACAGUGUGGUGGGCAGUUCCUGUCAUAUGGCUGCCAGUCGUGUUCUAUUCUAUCUCCAUGUCUGUACGGAUGGGCCAUGGAUUUCCUGAAAUAGCUCUGAUGGUUUUCGCUGGCAUUUUCGUGUGGACAUUGCUUGAAUACACGUUGCACCGCUUUCUUUUCCACAUUGAAACAAAGAGCUACUGGGGGAACACUGCACAUUAUCUUCUUCAUGGCUGCCACCAUAAGCACCCAAUGGAUGGCCUGCGACUUGUUUUCCCUCCUGCUGCAACAGCUGUUUUAUGUGUUCCAUUUUGGAACUUGGUGAAGCUGAUUUCCGUUCCUUCUGUCACUCCUGCUUUGUUUGGAGGUGGUUUAUUGGGUUAUGUGAUGUAUGAUUGUACCCAUUACUAUCUCCAUCAUGGUCAGCCAUCAAGUGACGUACCCCGAAACCUGAAGAAAUACCACUUGAAUCAUCACUUCAGGAUCCAAGAUAAAGGCUUUGGAAUAACUUCAAGUAUAUGGGACAGGGUGUUUGGAACACUUCCUCAAUCAAAAGCAGCCAAAAAGGACAGAUAAUUUUGCAAGGGUUAACAGGUGGCAUUGGUUAGGAAAAGCAAGUGAAAGGGAAUUCAACAUUAAUAUUCUUUAUUUUUGCUGUCUCCUAAAUUUGUUGUACGCAUAAAUUAUUUAUGUCUUGUGGGUGGCAUGUCAUGGAUGAAGGUGUCAAUUUUUUGUGGUGCUGUCGUGUAUAAAUUAACAACGUUGACUGUCCUUGGAUUCGUUGGUUGUUUAUGGGAGCAGACUUCUCCUACUUGUCUAUAUUGCCUUAGCCUUUAA